Molecule: messenger RNA, 657 nt
Organism: Paraglomus brasilianum
Lineage: Eukaryota; Fungi; Glomeromycota; Glomeromycetes; Paraglomerales; Paraglomeraceae
Source: the annotation of a GenBank genome assembly
AUGAAAGUGUUGUCAAGUUUGGGUAUUCUUGAUGAAGAAGAGUUGCCUGAAGAGACGAUAAUGCAAUCUGUAGAAGGGAGUAAUGAAGGAGAAGCAAAUAUAGUAGAUGUGAGCAGUAUGUCUGCAGAAGUUGAUGAUCAGAUAAAUCAGACUAUCAAUGAAAGUGAUGUAGAAGAUGACGGAAUAAAUAUAAUACAAAAUGUUGAAGAUGAGAUGAAUGGUGAAAUCGAUGAUAGUGGAGACAAUUCUGGAGAACUAGAACAUCGAGUUGAUGAGGCAAGGCGAGAUCAUACUAUUCUUCGUGAACUGGCUAUCCAACAGGUUCAACGAAAUGCGAAUCUUAUGGAAAACCUUGCACAUAAAAGGAAUAAAAAACGACAGUUAGUAUUUGGCAUCGGAGAGAGUGUACGAAUCCUAAUCCCUAGAAUAGACCGAACAGGCAUAGACCAAAGAUCACUCCCAUGUAAAGUCCUGGAGGUUCUGGAAGGGGGCUUCUACCGCCUUGGGUGUGCUCAUGGAGUGUUAAACAGCUGCUAUCAACCAUGCAAUAUGGAGAGUAUCAGUGGUAACUUCACUGAACUUGACAAUAUACCAAAUAACAGAAUAUCACUGACAGAAGCAGCAAGACUUCAAAGUUCAGCAGUAAUACAGGGUUCA